Dicentrarchus labrax (European seabass) is the source of this 1096-nucleotide messenger RNA. Its product is annotated as interferon-induced protein 44-like. Bases 74 to 817 code for a protein of 247 amino acids. The record is from RefSeq and is a predicted model, not a curated record. The transcript has 8 exons. NCBI's taxonomy places the organism in Eukaryota, Metazoa, Chordata, Actinopteri, Moronidae.
GGAAGAUGUCUAGGGGUGACAGAGAAGACAUAAAAUGGGUAUUAAACUCAGAAGGAUGAAGUGAAAACAAGCAAUGGGACAAAAUUCAUCUCAACCUGCCAGCCCCCCUCCUGUGAGUAAGAUAUAUCAACCUGCCAGCCCCACUCCUCUUUUAGUGGACAAUAAGAGGACAAUACAAUGGGGAAUCACUGGUCGAGCUUUGGUUGAUGCAACCUCUCAAGACAGCUUCACCACUGAAUACAAAACUUACAAAAUCCAGAAAGGACAACCAGGAACAUUUUACUCUUUUGAGUUCACUGACAUCAUGGGCCUUGAGAAGGACACUAAUAAAGGAGUUGGUGUGGAGGACAUCAAACUGGCCAUGAGGGGAAACAUAAAAGAUGGUUACAAAUUCAAUCCUCUCUCUACCAUAUCUAAGGAUGAUAGUAGCUACAACGACAAGCCCACUCUAAAUGACAAAGUUCAUGUUUUGGUUUGUGUCGUCCCUGCCAGCACAGUAGAUUUACUGAGUGAUGAAACUGUGAAAAAGAUGAGGGAAGUCAGACUUGCAGCCAGGGACAUGGGGAUUCCCCAACUGACUAUUCUCACCAAAAUUGAUGAAGCCUGUCCAGAAGUCAAAAAAGAUCUAAGGAAUGUGUAUAAGAGCAAGUCCCUGAAGGAAAAGAUGGAGAAAUUCAGUGUGUCGCUGGGUAUUCCACUGACCUGCAUCUUUCCUGUGAAGAACUACCACUCAGAGAUCACCACAGAUGAUGACAUUGAUACACUGCUACUGAGACAGAUGAUUGAUUUUGGAGAAGACUUUGUCAACGACCUGUAGACCUACAUGCUGCAGGGGCAAAUGUUGUUUUUUUUGAGCAUGAACAUGUAGUCUCACAGUAAUUAUGAAUCUCAUGAUUAGCAUGUCAACAGGUCAAAAUGUCUGGGCUAAAACUGGGCUAAAUAUGGUUGAAAAGUGAAGCUUAUUUAAACUUCUGGUUAUAUAGGCUAUGUACACAUGGCAGAUAUCUGUUGCUACAACAGCAUCUUCUUUGAACCUGCUACAAAUUCAUUGUGCUAAAGUAGUGCUGUUAAAAUAAAACCACAGUAAACAAUACAA